Molecule: messenger RNA, 1590 nt
Organism: Mytilus trossulus (common blue mussel)
Lineage: Eukaryota; Metazoa; Mollusca; Bivalvia; Mytilida; Mytilidae
Product: polypeptide N-acetylgalactosaminyltransferase 1-like
Exons: 1
Coding region: 1-1590 (529 amino acids)
Biological process (GO): protein O-linked glycosylation
Cellular component (GO): Golgi apparatus
Molecular function (GO): polypeptide N-acetylgalactosaminyltransferase activity
Source: RefSeq, a predicted model, not a curated record
AUGCGUUUGAAGAAAGUACCGACAAAGGGAAAGAACGAUUAUUCGAGUAAUCCACUUAUUGAACAAUACGGUCAAAAUGAUUUGACAAGACCAGGUGAAAACGGAACACCAGUCAUAUUUAGUAAAAAAGACAAAAGUACUGUAUCUAAAAUAAUGAAUGAAUACCGCGUCAACAUAUUGGCAAGUGACAUAACACCUCUGAACCGUAUGGUACCAGACUCCAGAAUGAAAAGUUGCCAAAAUAUAAAAUACGAUCAUGAUUUGCCUACCGCAAGUAUUAUCAUACCAUUUCAUGAUGAAUGGCCAUCGAUUCUGAAACGAACUAUGUAUAGUAUAGUGAACAGGACUCCAAGACAUCUUCUUCGUGAGAUAAUCCUUGUGGAUGAUAAAAGUACAUUCGAGGCACUAAAUGUACCACUUAGCAGAUAUGUAAAAGAAAUGUUUCCGAAAGGAUUAGUAAAAAUCAUUCGCAAUCCUACUCGUGAAGGGUUAAUCAAAUCUCGUAUGAAUGGAUGGAGGAAUUCUACAGGUGAGGUUAUUGUAUUUUUCGAUAGUCACAUGGAAGUAAAUAUAGAUUGGUUGCAGCCGCUAUUAUCAGCGAUUAAACAUGACAGACGAACGAUAGCAAUGGGAAACUUGGACUAUAUUCAAGCCGAUACAUUUGAAUACCAGUUCUACCGACGAAAUCAUAUUGUCCGUUAUGUAUUUGACUGGCGUCUGUAUUUCUGGGAGUCACGGUUUAGACCGGAUCAAUAUGGACCCACAGCAGAAGAUAUGCGUCCAGGGGCUGUAAUGGUCGGUCCAGCUAUGGCAGUGGACAGUGAGUAUUUUAGUGAAAUCGGAGCUUAUGAUGAAGGGAUGAAAAUAUGGGGAGGAGAAAAUUUAGAAUUACCCUGGAGGGUAUGGAUGUGUGGCGGGAAAAUGGUGCAUAUGCCUUGUUCCAAGGUAGGACACAUAGCUCGACCACAGCCAUACUCUUUUCCGUCAGGCAGACGCCAGACUGAAAUGUAUAACUAUAAACGGGCUGUUGAAGUUUGGAUGGACCAAGAAUAUAAAAAGUUUGUAUACGACUUCUUUCCUGAAAUGAAAAACAUGGAUGUCGGCGAUUUAUCUGAACGAUUGGCACUAAAAGAAAAAUUGAAGUGUAAAAAUUUCACAUGGUAUCUGGAAAAUGUAAGACCAGAAUUGCUGGUUUAUGAUAAAAACGUGUUUGCCUGGGGAUCUGCUAAAAAUAUGAAAUAUGACACGUGCCUUGAUAAUAAUGGCUACCUGUUAACAUAUGAGACAGACUUUUAUUCCAAGAACUGUACCGGACAACUGAGAAGGCAAGGGUUCUCAUGGACAAGGGAUAUGUUAUUAAGAACCACACUUCAUUGUGUAGCUUUGACAAAGUUAGCAGAAAACACUAGACCAAAAUUAGUUUGCUGUAUAAUUGGCCCCAAACAAACAUGGGAACAUAAAAAGAAUCACUAUAUUAAACAUGAACAGAGUGGACUGUGUCUUGAUCAGGACGAACAUGGUCUUAUUAUGCGUAAAUGUUCCACAAAAAUAGGAUCACAGAACUGGACAUUCACGCAUUAUAACAUAUGA